UACUGAUCCCCGGAUUCCAUGGUCGUUCUUGGAUGCCGUCGCGCCUCAGCUAACCCGGUCGCCUGGGAGUGGGGACUUCCCUGGGGUGUAUGUAAACCUAGGCUACCAGAGGGAUCGAUUUUUAGGCGUAGGUGAUGCUUAAUCUGUUUCAACAGAGUCGAUAUGUGAUUGGUCAUUGGAGAAAGUAAUAACUAUAAACCAACGACCGGUUUAGUAUUUCUUUUGCUUGGGCUGUUGAUUUAUUUUAUGCGAAGAAUAAUAUUAGAACUUCUGUAAGUUAAUUGUUGUUUAAUCACAUAUCAGUCUGAUGUUUGGGGUAAUGUUUAUGUUGAGUUCGAUGUUCUCUUGUCUUGACUAAAGCCUAUUUUGCCCCCUCCCAAAAAAAAGCCUAUUUUGCCAAAUCUGUUCCUGAGGUUAUCUCUAUAUAUGCUGUUGGUGGUGUGUUGAGAUUUGGCAGUUCUUUUUGGUAAUACUCCCUCCGUCCCAUAAUGUAAGACGUUUUUUGACACACAUUGGAGCGUUGUUGUUAAAACUGGGGUAGGAGAUUUUAUUGGUUCAUAAUGUCGCUUGAUUAUUCGAGUACCUAUGGUCUCCAUUUGUGGUAUCCAUGUAUUGUUUUGUGAUUUUAGAGCUUUUCUGUGUUCCUCCCCAAAAAAAAGACUCAGGGUGAAUGGGUUAUUGAAUGAGAGGUCUAUUUGAUGUUAUUCCUUUGAUAUGAUGAAAGCUUACUUCGUGGGAGUUAGCUUUAUCUGGACACUAGAAAAGGAUUUCGCUGGGCAUGUGAAUUACAUGUUGACCUUGGAUAAGGAUAAAGAGUUCAAAAUUGAUUGGAAGAGGGUUGGCAUCACAAGUUCAUUUGGAUUUGCUUUCGUUGGACCCGUGGGACAUUACUGGUAUGAAUACUUGGAUCGUAUGGUCCGACGAAGAUACCUGCCUGGUUCGUUCAAAUUUGUAGCCUCAAAGGUUGCAGCGGAUGGUCUCCUCUUUGGGCCGCUAGAUCUGGGGCUGUUCUUCUCUUAUGUGGGCCUUGCUUCAGGAAGGAGUCUGGAGCAGGUGAAGGAUGAUGUGAAGAGGGACAUCAUUCCUGCUCUGGUUUUAGGGGGAGCCAUCUGGCCGGCUGUGCAGAUUGCAAACUUCCGCUUCAUUCCCGUGCGAUACCAACUGCUCUAUGUGAACUUGUUCUGCCUGUUAGACAGUUGUUUCUUGUCAUGGAUCGAGCAACAAGGAGAUGCGGCUUGGAAGCAAUGGUUCACAUCGUUCCAGAAGAAAAUCGAAGACCAGAAGAGCAACGCUUGAUCUGAAUCAUGAUUGAAGAAGAUGCUUGACCAGAAGUUAGCUUCUGUCAUUUUGACCGAUAUAUCCAGGAAGUAUGUGGAGUUCUGGUGGGCAGCGGCUGUUUAUGUGGAGUUCUGGUGGCCAGCAAUACUGGGCGUCACUGUCAUGUGGAGAUGAUCUUUGUUUCUUCCACAACCUCAAUGAGAAGGCAAUGCUCUCGUUUAACUUUUUGUUUCGUAACCGAGCAUUUGUUCAUGCUGUUUGUUUGACCCGCAGAGCGCGUACUUUUAACGAGUAUUCACUGUAUUCAUCGUGCUGUGGAAACAUGCUACUCAUAAAUAUGCAAUGGCGCCGAAAACUUUCUACUGUU
Molecule: messenger RNA, 1645 nt
Organism: Aegilops tauschii subsp. strangulata
Lineage: Eukaryota; Viridiplantae; Streptophyta; Magnoliopsida; Poales; Poaceae
Source: RefSeq, a predicted model, not a curated record